CUCCCGAGAAUUAGCUUGGCAGAAGAAAAACCAGACACAAAGGAUCACACUUUCAUCACAAGAAAUGGGUUGCUAAAGACAGCUAUUUACUUUUUCUUCGACAACCCCCAGUAUUUGAAGGAUGAAUCUUCGACUGAUUUUCUUCACGGUGUCCUAUCUGAGAUAGGAGAGGAACCGACUGCAGGUAAAGAUGCUAUGAACACCAUCUCUUCGCAAAUCAAGUUCAUCAAUGCCAUCAACGCGAUUCAGAGCGCUAACGCAGUAAUGGAUUCAUUUAACAGGAAGGCAGAGGAACACUUUGAUGGCGAGCAGUUCCAACAAGGCGCAAAGCGCCUCAUCCGAUUGCGCCAAGAGCUGAUAACGUCCCUUUUGAAGGGUGAUAAGCUAAAACAUGCUAGAAACUUGGCAGGUUCCGCGCUGCACACUUUACAAGAUUUCUACAGCCGCUCAAACUGGAUAGAACAUGUUAAUUCGGUUCCAUUAAAUAUUUUGGGUCAACCUGGAAGCGAGAUUUCGGAAGAAUUUCUUGCAGGACCGAACGAAGCGACAUGCAGAGGCUGUCUCUCAGACCAAGGCAGAAAUGAUAAAUGUGCGACAAAUCUGAUCACAGGAAAACUUACAAGCGGAUAUCGGUCAGGACAAGACGAAAAGAAACCGAUAAACAAAGAAAAGUGUAGUCAUGGUGGAAAGACAGAUGACAGUCGUUUUCUGUCUGCGACAGGUGGAAUUAACAAAGAUUCUACGUCGAUAGAGGAAUCACCCCAUGCAAGGUAUGAGACCUUUUAUAGAGAAAUAAAUAAAUACCAUUUACUAUCAAUUGCGUUCUGUAGUUCCUGUAGUACAAUCGCAUAA
Molecule: messenger RNA, 852 nt
Organism: Pocillopora damicornis (cauliflower coral)
Lineage: Eukaryota; Metazoa; Cnidaria; Anthozoa; Scleractinia; Pocilloporidae
Product: von Willebrand factor A domain-containing protein 7-like
Source: RefSeq, a predicted model, not a curated record